GCAUAUUUUUGGAAUAGGUUAGAAUUCGUGGAAAUGGAUUGCCUGGAUGAGCCCAAAUGAAUAUCGCCUUAAUAUACAAAUAAACAGUGAAGAACAGUUGCAAUUAUACUUAAAAGUUGAGAAAUUAAGGACAACCGUGUACCAUUUUACCUGUCGAUGUUUGGAAUUGCCUUUAUUUCAAAUAUGCGCUUUGCACCAAGCGCCAGAAUUAAAAACCAAUCCCCACAACGGAAACGGAAGCCUUUGGUAUUGCCAACGAGUUAAGGUUACUAAUAUCUCCUACACUUGGGAGAUUCAAAAUUUCAGUUCUAUCAUGGGAGAAACAACAUCCUCUGUUUUCAACUCAACCGAAUGGAGUAACACCAAAUGGAAAUUGGCCAUAUCGAAAAUUGGUAUAAUUGUAAUAAUAAAAUUACAAUUGGUAUGCAGUGAUCAUAGUACAGUUAAAUUCAAAUUUAAAACUGGCAUUGUCAAUGCUGAAAUCGAGCCUAUUUUGGCUACAAUGGGUGGCCCUACAUUUUGCAAAGCCUCACCCAAGGAUGUCUUUAUAUUCACACAGUCAAUGGGAGUUGAAGAUCUGCAUCAGAAUUCCAGACCAAUGAUUGUGAAAGAUACAAUUAAAGUGCUGUGCGAUAUUACCAUGGUAAUGGACAUAAUGGAUUUACAGUCAAAUGAUGAUAUGACAAGCCUCACAGAAUGCCCACUAUUUGAGGACAUGGGCAAACUUCUGCAGUCUGGAAAAUUCAGUGACGUUAUAUUGGCAGUCGCUGGCAAAGAAUUGAAAGCCCAUAAAAAUAUACUCAGUCUACGCAGUGAAGUCUUUGCUGCCAUGUUCGAUUAUGAGCAACUGCAGGAGAACACCUCAAAUCGUGUGGUCAUUGAUGAUAUGGAUUAUGAUAUUGUUAGCGAACUGCUUACAUAUAUCUAUACCAAUAAAUGCCCCAACAUUGAGGAAAUGGCAUUUGAUCUUAUAUUUGCAGCCGAUAAGUAUGCCCUAAAGAAUCUCAAAAUUAUGUGUGAAUCAGUUUUACAUCGUAAUAUGAACCUUGAUACAGCAAUAUCUGUGCUUAUAUUGGCCGAUAGACACAAUUCGCAAAUGUUAAAACUACAAACGAUCCAUUUUAUCAAAGCUAAUAUCAUACAAAUUAUGAAGACUUCAAGUUGGCAGAUUGUGAUCAGCGAUUAUGCUCUAGCCCACCUAGUUGAAGAAAUCAGAAAUUAUAAUGGAUGUAUAUGAAAAGUUUUCCAAAUUAAUCAAUAAGAAUUAUAUAUUAUAAUAAAUGCUUCUUUUUUUAAAGACCACCUA
This is a messenger RNA of Stomoxys calcitrans (stable fly), 1306 nucleotides long. RefSeq names its product protein roadkill-like. Lineage: Eukaryota; Metazoa; Arthropoda; Insecta; Diptera; Muscidae. The transcript is spliced from 2 exons. Bases 47 to 1237 code for a protein of 396 amino acids. The record is from RefSeq and is a predicted model, not a curated record. Gene Ontology annotation, cellular component: cytoplasm; nucleus. Gene Ontology annotation, molecular function: ubiquitin protein ligase binding. Gene Ontology annotation, biological process: proteasome-mediated ubiquitin-dependent protein catabolic process; regulation of proteolysis.